Portunus trituberculatus (swimming crab) is the source of this 1820-nucleotide messenger RNA. RefSeq lists its product as uncharacterized. The record is from RefSeq and is a predicted model, not a curated record. The coding region runs from base 34 to 924 and encodes 296 amino acids. The transcript is spliced from 5 exons. Lineage: Eukaryota; Metazoa; Arthropoda; Malacostraca; Decapoda; Portunidae.
UGUUCAUCCCACCAGGUUACCCGUGACGGCUUCAUGAGGCUGCUCCUUUACCAAGACCACUGGCGUCCUGACUAUUUUGAGAUUCUGGGCUGUCGAAGUAGUAACGAAGGAAAUCUAAACAAUAUACUCGUAAGCUCAGAAAACAGCCAAGACGGCGCAAGGAGCACGGACACUCACUCGGAACGGAACGAGGCCUCUCAUAACGCUUCAAAAGAAUAUGUUCUCAAACACAAAAAAGACUACGAGAUACGAAUUACGCUGUUGUGGGUUGGAGAAAACAUAAAUGACCACGAUAAGGUUCUCGCUGUGUCACGUUUAGAAGAGUGGGCAGAGGCGGAGAUGGUGCCUGAUGUUCUCGUUAUUGGAUUGGGAAAGUGGUUUAUGAAUAAUUUCGAGGAUGAAUUAUCACCCUACACGUACCUGGCCUCCUUCACCCACCACCUGUUGCCGCUCCUACUCCGCCUGUCACGCCGUACCCGUGUUCUCCAGUGGGCACAAAGCAGACUGCGUCACUAUAAUUUUGACUUCUCAGUACCGGAGGCCAAGGUGACAAAGCCCAACUGGCAUAUCAUGUUGCUCAACACACCCUAUACUUAUGGUCUGCCACUGGCAGAUGGUUGCCUCAAGCAUAUACUAAGACCUACUGGUGUGUGGUAUUGGGACUCCACACUCCCUUUCAACCUGGCUAAUUUGAAGGAAUGUGAGACCCUGAUGAAGGGUAACUUGUCACACACCCACCUUUACACAGACCAGUGGUGGAGAUGUUCAGAUGCUCAUCAUGCCUCUUAUGAAACUAACAUGAAUGAGAUGACUAUGCUGUGGAAUCUACUCUGCAACUCCUACAUGGCUGAGAGUUCAAUUUACUGCUGUGCCAGGGAAGGAGUGCCCAGACCAUCAUCAUCUAUACAGCAUUCUCCUCUCUAACACCAACAGUACAUACAUGAACACUUCUAAGAAAUUUGAUAUAGUGUAAUGAAGGUGGAAGGAUGGACUUGAAAAGAAGCUGUUAAGAAUAAGAGUAGAUGAAAUGUACAAGAAUAGCAGGAGAAAUCUUGUAUGUAGCACUAAUUUCCCGCCAUGCAUAAUAAAUGAUGAAUUAUGUAACUAUCAUGUACAAGUUAAGGAUGAUAUUUAAAAAGUUACAACAAAUGAGAACUUGCAUAAUGUAAAGACUUUGAGAUAAGCUUGUGUGAUCUCCUUAUUCACUUUUUUUUUAAUAACAUUUAAAUUAGUUAUUCAUGCUUUUUAUAUUAUUACCCAGCAUCUUUUCCAUAUUCCCAAAGUGCACUCUGUUUCUUUUAAAGAUACCACAACUAAUUAAUUUGAAUUUUGUCCUACAGAUCAGUUCUUGAUUUUCACAACCAAUACCACCAGUUCUAUAAUGCACAAGUGUACCUCACAUUCACUUAUCAUUCUCUUAUUAUGUUUUGGACUACUUACAUACUAUCCUUUCCUUACUUUCCAGGCCUUCCACCCAUGAACCAUGGAUUCUUACACAAGCUGCACACAUCUAUCUAAACAAAAACAUUCCCAAGAUAUGGCCCUUUCAAAAAUGUCUCUGUUCACUCCUGACCUUGCAUUCUCAUUCUGUUCUUACAUAUUCAAGCACUCAGUCUUACCAUUCCCUUGGAGGACAUACUUUUGCACUUACUGCAUGUCAUACUCAAAAGUUAGCUCACUUUCUCACCAAAAGUUACUUUCAAACAGGAAUAACAUCAACAAUAGUAAGGCAGUAUGUCCCUUAACUUAUUCCAAUCAUUUCUAACUCUUGCAACUGUGCUUACUUCUUCAUAGAGGGUUUAGAGAAUAACACUUUACUC